GAGGGGCAGCAGAUCAGAAGUUACACUCAUUCAUACAACAGACGGAGCAUGGCUGCUCACUGAGAAGUGUUGCACUCACUUGUUUGUACUUCCUCAGUAGCAAAUUUGCAGUCAAGAACUCGCAUCCCCUCAUUUCCCCUCCAUCUGUUCCUGGCCUGCCAGGAGACUUUUCUGCCUGCUGCAGAGAGCUGCUGCAUGCCACAGAGAGCUUUAUAUGCUACAGUGUCUGCAAAAUUGGAGAAAUGGUUACCAUCACACCUGAAAACAUUGUGCAACUUUACAAUGUUGUGGCCACACAGGAAUUUACAAUCAGUCCAGCAGGUUUCCACAAUAAUUCAAGUGUGCAUCAAAUGAAUGAAUAUGAAUGUAUUAAUCCAGAUGCAUGGAAAUGGCUACAGACUUAUCAGCCUGGAUUCCUUUGGAUUAUAUUUAUUCUGGGAACAAUAGAAAAUGCCUUUGUCCUUAUCGUCCUGUGCUUCCACAAGAGUCGCUGCUCUGUGGCUGAAAUUUACCUAGCAAAUAUGGCAUUUGCUGAUCUAAUGUUUGUCUGUUCUUUACCUUUCUGGGCCAUUAAUAUUUCUAAUAAUUUUCAGUGGACUUUUGGCCUGUUCCUCUGUAAAGCUGUCAACACAAUCAGCUACAUGAACUCUUACUCUAGCAUUUAUUUUCUGACGUUAGUGAGCAUCGAUCGCUAUCUGGCCUUGGUAAAAACCAUGUCUCUGGGACGGAUGCGGCGAACAGCCUGUGCCAAGUGGAACAGCUUUAUAAUCUGGGUGUGUGCACUGUUCAUAUGCUCACCUACAAUGGUGUUCCGAAACUUACAGUAUUUCGAAGAGUACAACAUCACAGCCUGCUUUCUUGAUUAUCCAAACCCCUACUGGCGCCCUGCAAACAAUUGCCUGCUGAAUACUGUGGGCUUCAUGAUCCCACUCUGUGUAAUUACCUAUUGCACUACUCAGAUCACCAAGGCCUUACAGAGUAAUAAGUUACAAAAACUCAAGUUAAUCCAGACAGAGAGGAAAGCCACCUUGCUGGUCCUUGCUGUGCUCUUGCUGUUUGUCAUUUGCUGGCUUCCAUUCCAGAUCAGCACCUUCAUCGACACAGUCUGCCAACUAGCAGGGAAUUUGAAAUGCCUUGAAGAAAUCAAUGAUAUUGUGACCCAGAUGGCAAUGUACUGCGCCUAUAGCAACAGUUGCUUGAACCCAGUCCUGUACGUUAUUGUUGGGAAACACUUCCAGAAGAAGGCAGUGGAAUUCUACAAGGACUUGAUCCCACAAAGGUGCAGAAAAUCACAGUCUGUGAAGACAGAAAACUCCCUGGACACUUUACGAACUUCCAUUUCAAGUGAAUAUCUAAGGAAAAAAUCUGUUUUGCCAUUAUCACAAUAGCACAGUUCAUAAUGGAAAAAAAAACCAAACAUUUUUGAUAUAUCAGUCUCCACUAAUAUGCAUCUGCUAUGAGUCAGCAGAAUGAACACGUAGCAACAUUCAUCAUUGGAGGGAAAGCAAUGGUUUGAUCUUAAAAUCAAACCCAAUACAGUUAAUUGCUUCUAAUAUUACUGGUCAUUUUUCUAACUGAAUCAUUGUUUGUAGCAUAUUUACAUUUUCAUGGCUGAAUUAUAGUGUUUUGCAUGUAUCAUUUGAAAUGAUUGUAUUUCUGUGGAAUAUAAGUGUCAGAAUGCACAUAGAGUUCUCUGAAUAGAGUCCCAGUCUGGAAGCUAUUGUAAGGGCCAUGCAACUACUUAUGGUACCUGUACCCUUGGAUAGAGUACAUUUUUUGAUAGGAUGGAGUUGUAUUUAUGUAAGUUUAAAUGAAUCCAUCAAGACUAUUAUUGAAAUGGAUUUUCAAACAUGGUCAUCUUCUGGGCUUUUUUCUGCUAUAAAGUAAUUUUAUUUACUUGAUUUACAAGCUGAGCCUUCUUGCAAAUGCUGUGACUGCUGAGUGCUGAUUUACUUCUGCCUGUAUGUAUGCAUAGUUCAGAAAAGGCAGCGCAGUAAAGAAAGGAAGGCUGCAGCCAACCUCAUGAAGGCAGUGGAGUUUUCUUUAUAGCAGGAGAAUCUUUACUCCUGCAAUGAGGUAAAGCAUUCACUAUAGAGAGCUCUUUAGAGUUAAUGUUAUUCAAUUUAUACCUAUCCUACAGAUCAGAAACUUGUUUUUGUAUAUUCACAAAGCAUAAUUAAUAUUUGCAAUAUUAUUUAAUGGAAACAAAUGCUCAGUGCAGUGGGCACAAUCUCACAAGAAGAAAAAUAUAGAGAAAAGCAUCACCUCACUGACUUAGAAAGAUGACUGAAGCUAAUAGGGGUCUUGAAUGCUAGGAAUACUCCAAAUAUGGCAUUUUCCAGCUCUAAUACUACCUAAAUUUUAUUUACGGAGUUAGUCUAACUGAUUAAAAUAACAAAAUAAAAUAUAACAUGAGUUAUAACAAAAUAACAAUUCAUAAAUUAGACAAUUUAAAAAUGAAAGAAUUUUACACAGAAGAAGCUCAGUGUCCUUAAUAGCCAGUAAGAACUUUUACUUCUAAGAACCUAGAUCUAAAACCGAAUUGGUGACGAUCUAAAAGCUUCUGAAAACAGAGCCUUCCUGUUCCUUUCAAAGCACUUAAAGUUGGAAUUUUAAUUUAAGUGCUUAAAACUCUGAAGAAAUAGAGUUUUGAGACACCAGUAAACUCAAAAUGCUAAUGUGUGACCUUUAUUCAUAAGAACUGGAAUGGAGUAAUAAAGUUCCAUUCAAGCUAGGAAAUCUGUAUUUAAUCUUCAAGUAACUGCACUAAAGAAACACUCUUGAAGUCUGUGAAUGUGCUAUAUAAACUACAGGAUUUAGAUGGCUGCAGAUAAUUUAUAGACAAUUUCUAUAGGUUUCAUUUAAACACACGUUAUAAUUCUAUGUUAUAAGUAUUUCUACUGUUUGUUCUAUAUAUUGUCCAAGAUGCCUGUGAUGAAACACUGCAAGUCUUACUGUUAUCUCCAAUGUUACCAGUAUCGUCUUGUUCAGGAAUAUGCUGUUCACACAACCUUUAAGUGAAACCAUACAGAGGUUAUGGGGACAAUGGAAGAGAAUUUUGAGUAUUUGGUACUGACAAGUGAAAUAUGAAAAUAUUAUGACAUGUAAAGAAUAUGACAUUAAUUUAAUAUAAAUAAAUAGAUGUGUUAUUUUGCUAUACAGUAAAUAGAUACAACAGAAAAUAAACUACCUUAAGAUAUGAAA
Centrocercus urophasianus (Greater sage-grouse) is the source of this 3204-nucleotide messenger RNA. It is a transcript of the gene BDKRB2, whose product is annotated as bradykinin receptor B2. Gene Ontology annotation, biological process: immune response; G protein-coupled receptor signaling pathway; smooth muscle contraction. Bases 243 to 1388 code for a protein of 381 amino acids. The transcript is spliced from 3 exons. Gene Ontology annotation, cellular component: membrane. Gene Ontology annotation, molecular function: bradykinin receptor activity. The record is from RefSeq and is a predicted model, not a curated record. Lineage: Eukaryota; Metazoa; Chordata; Aves; Galliformes; Phasianidae.